Molecule: messenger RNA, 1110 nt
Organism: Haemonchus placei
Lineage: Eukaryota; Metazoa; Nematoda; Chromadorea; Rhabditida; Trichostrongylidae
Source: the annotation of a GenBank genome assembly
GAAUGCGUCUAUGAUCAUGCUCAACUACGUCCACCACUUUGUAGCACUGUCGAUGUCGAAUCGUCCAUAGCCGAAUGGGAACAUCUGAAUACCGAACAAAUUAUGCACACCUAUGGACAGCUCAAGUACCAUGCUGUGGCAUCAAAUAAGUUGAUUGCAAAUCCAUUUGCAUUACGUUUCGAUGGCAAAGUUUUUCAAAAAAUCACUGAAAGGAUUCAACUUGUGGGAUUUAUAAUCCCUCACUCUCCACCGUUCAUCGCUGGUGAAUUACUCAGUCAUUCUUCUGAAGUGGGAAGUGCCCCGACUGGUUGGCGAAUGUUUUAUGUAUGUGCGCUUGCUCUGCCAAAAACACUCAACGAAGAGACUCGAACACCUGGGCACAGCGAGCCAGUAGAGUCUUCGGAAACGGCUAUCGGAGUGACGAUUAACGGCUCGAAUCUUCUCGAAUGCAAUUCUUCCGGCUGCACAACAGCGCCAGCAUCGGUCGAAUUUUCGGCACGAAAUCGGCUUCUCGUCCGAGUUGAUGGCGAUAUUGUACUGCUACAUCCGACUGCUUCACGAUCAGAACUUUUCCUGAAGGAAGCCCAGCUGACCGGAUCACUGCCAUGUCUGUAUCCAAUCGAGCCAUCAAAUUCGACCUGUGACGAAUUGGUGCCACCAGUUUGUGAGGGCGCCACAUCGCUUCGUGUGGCUGAACAGCUUCACGGUGAAUGGGUCUUGCAUGCGGCUGAUCCAACGUAUGUACUGAAUUGGAAGUGUCAAGUGAAACCGUAUGAAGUCGAUCAGCAUGAAUUCAUCUGCCAGAGUGAAGGAUGGUUUGGCGAAUGUGAACGAGAAACGCGAGCCAUCUUGACCGUGGACGCAUGGGGUGGAUUUCGGCUCACAUCGGAGUCACCACUCCACGUCCCUUCAGAAUUGAUGUCAUCCGGUAAUAUCUCUGUAACACCCGAUCGACUGAUUCUGAUACGUGACGGUGAUCUCGUUGGACGACGUUACAGUGUAUGGGUACGGCCCGACUAUGAACCUGGUAGUGAGUUAGCGGACGAGUUGUCACGAUUUUGUAUUUGGCCAUUGCCCGCACAGACAUGUACCCGUGUAUCAAACUGCUAG